Molecule: messenger RNA, 1016 nt
Organism: Chrysochloris asiatica (Cape golden mole)
Lineage: Eukaryota; Metazoa; Chordata; Mammalia; Afrosoricida; Chrysochloridae
Gene: HMGCL
Product: 3-hydroxymethyl-3-methylglutaryl-CoA lyase
Exons: 9
Coding region: 39-1016 (325 amino acids)
Biological process (GO): ketone body biosynthetic process; L-leucine catabolic process
Molecular function (GO): hydroxymethylglutaryl-CoA lyase activity
Source: RefSeq, a predicted model, not a curated record
GAACUCAGCUGAGCGGCCGCGGGGGAAGCAAGGCCAAGAUGGCGACGGUGAAAACAGCUGUACCUCGGCGACUGGUGGGCUUGGCGUCCCUCCGGGCUGUCAGCACCUCGUCUGUGGGCACUUUCCCAAAGCAGGUGAAAAUUGUAGAAGUUGGUCCCCGAGACGGACUACAGAAUGAAAAGAAUAUUGUACCUACUCCAGUGAAAAUCAAGCUGAUAGACAUGCUUUCUGAAGCAGGACUCCCUGUUAUAGAAGCUACCAGUUUUGUGUCUCCCAAGUGGGUUCCCCAGAUGGCUGACCAUGCUGAAGUCUUGAAGGGCAUUCAAAGGUUUCCCGGCAUCAACUACCCAGUCCUGACCCCAAACCUGAAAGGCUUCCAGACAGCGGUUGCUGCUGGAGCCAAGGAAGUGUCCAUCUUCGGAGCUGCCUCGGAGCUCUUCACUAAGAAGAACGUCAACUGCUCCAUCGAUGAAAGUUUGCAGCGCUUUGAUGGAAUUUUACAGGCAGCUCGGGCUGAAGGUAUUCCUGUGAGAGGGUAUGUCUCCUGCGUGCUCGGCUGCCCCUAUGAAGGGAAGAUCUCCCCGACUAAAGUAGCUGAGGUUGCCAAAAAGCUGUACUCAUUGGGCUGCUACGAGAUCUCCCUGGGGGACACCAUUGGUGUGGGCACCCCAGGGGUCAUGAAGGACAUGCUAUCUGCUGUCAUGCAUGAGGUGCCUGUGUCUGCCCUGGCUGUCCACUGCCAUGAUACCUACGGACAGGCCCUGGCCAACACCUUGAUGGCACUGCAGAUGGGAGUCAGUGUCGUGGACUCUUCUGUGGCAGGCCUUGGAGGCUGUCCCUAUGCACAGGGAGCAUCUGGAAACUUGGCCACAGAAGACCUGGUGUACAUGCUAGCUGGCCUGGGCAUUCACACGGGUGUGAAUCUUCAGAAGCUUCUGGAAGCUGGAGCCUUUAUCUGUCAGGCCCUCAACAGAAAAACCAGCUCCAAAGUGGCUCAGGCCACCUGUAAACUCUGA